Plasmodium yoelii is the source of this 675-nucleotide messenger RNA. RefSeq names its product secreted ookinete protein, putative. NCBI's taxonomy places the organism in Eukaryota, Apicomplexa, Aconoidasida, Haemosporida, Plasmodiidae. The transcript has 3 exons. Bases 1 to 675 code for a protein of 224 amino acids. The record is from RefSeq and is a predicted model, not a curated record.
AUGCAUAAAUGGGUUUUGCUAAUUAUUUAUUUUGCACUUAUAGAAUCUAUUUGUGCAUAUAAUAAUAAGAACAUCGUAUCUUCGUUUUUAUCAUAUAUAAACUCUAAAAUAAAUUAUAAAAAUGAGGUAUCAAAAGUGAUAGAAAUGGGCAACACUUUGGCUUGCCUAGUGAAUAAUAAUAGCCAAGGUUAUAAUGAAUGUUCAUGUGAUUUUAAAAAAAUAAACGAAUUUGAAAAAAAAUGUUCAUUUCAUUUAAAAAAAAGUCAAGAAGAAGCAAAAAAUUGCUCAGAAGAGCAUUGCGAAAUUUGUUGUAAUUUAAUUAAACCCAAAAAUCAAAAUGAUUCAAUACUAGCUUAUGAAUUAGUUUGUAAAAAAAAAUGUACAAAGUCUACUAUAACUUUACCUUUAAAUCAAGAUGACUAUAAAUUAGCUUUUACCAAAUUAUUUGAAUUUAUCCGUAUUUUUUAUCCUCCAAAUAUUUUAAGUUACCACCCAAUUCAGAAUAAGAAAUACCCGACCUAUACUAACAAAGUUUUAAAUACAAAAUAUAAACAAAUAGCAAAUGAUCUUAAUUUAGAGGCUAAUCAGAUUAAUAGAGAAUAUGUUAAUAAUGAAAUAACCCCAGGUAUUGAAAAUAAAUCAGAAGAUUUAUUUUCUCCAUAUGAUGAAAAUUAA